Molecule: messenger RNA, 4470 nt
Organism: Penicillium chermesinum
Lineage: Eukaryota; Fungi; Ascomycota; Eurotiomycetes; Eurotiales; Aspergillaceae
Product: C6 transcription factor
Exons: 11
Coding region: 1-4470 (1489 amino acids)
Biological process (GO): regulation of DNA-templated transcription; DNA-templated transcription
Molecular function (GO): zinc ion binding; DNA binding; DNA-binding transcription factor activity, RNA polymerase II-specific
Source: RefSeq, a predicted model, not a curated record
AUGAGCCCCCACAAUCGUCCAGGACAAGCCGCUCUUUCACCAACCUCAGAUAUUGGAAGCCUUUUAAGAGAUGAGACAGCGUCCCCCUCCAACUUGAAGGGUCCCUGGAAGAAAAGAGUGUCGACCGCGUGUCUCGCCUGUAAAAAGUCAAAACGAAAGCGGAUCUGCAUCUUCGACGAGUCGCUCGAUCAGCGUCGCCGAGUUGCUGCCAAACGCACCGCGAGCGAGCUCACGUAUCAUCGUGAUCUUCUGAAUGACAUCUUCAGGGUUAUCCGCGAAACUAAUGAGUCCAGAACAAAUGAGCUGCUCGGCAUCAUCCGGCAAAAUGCGUCUGCUGAGGAGAUCCGGACCUAUAUCGAUGAUGCUCUGUCAUCGCUAGGCAAAGACCCCUCCAGUUCUCGCGAAACGGUGGCUAAGCUGGAGGAUGCCCGCAGCCUCAUGCGCAUCGAGUCCGACAGCCCGGCCUUUCGCAGUAAAGUCAUGGAUAUCCACUAUCUGUGUGACGAGGCGCUGUUCAAGGUCCCCGCGCAUCCGUGGACGGCCGUGACCGACGAUGCAGAUCUGGUAUCACAUCUCAUCUCGCUUUACUUCACGUGGGAUUAUCCAUUUCUCCGGUUUUUAGACCGGGAUGUGUUCUUGAGACAUAUGCAAAGCGGGGAAUUGUCGUCCGAGUUCUGUACUCCGUAUCUGGUCAAUGCAAUGCUUAGCAAUGCCUGUUUCUUUUCCGAGUUCUCUGAGUCCUACGUAGUCCCGGGCGAAUUGUCUUCUAAGGGAAAUGAUUUCCUGGCGGAGGCUGAGAGAUUAAGGGCCAUCCAGUCUCCCCGGCCGAGCCUUGCCCUGUUGCAGGCGACGCUCCUUAUGCACGAGAGGUAUGCCAUGUCAUGCAAUGAUGACCGGGGCUAUAUCAUGCUACAUGAGGCGAUCCGCAUUGGGGAGGCUUUGGGUCUUGUGGGCAGCUAUGGCCCGAAGAUCGUCCCAGAGCAUUUCUCCGAAGAGAUGGAUAUGUCGUGCAGAAUCGCUGGUUGGGGUUUGUUCAAUAUCGAUACCAUUGUACAUACCGGUUUUCUCAGGCCAUGUCUAAUUGAUCAUGUUAAUGUCCCCCGUCUGAACGGCAGCUCCACUGACGACCAUUGCUUAUGGCGGCCGUACCCGACCCAUCGCGAGCCGUGUUCGUCCCAUGAAAGUUUAUUCUUCGAAGAGACAUGUAAUCUGUCUACCAUUGCUCGAGACAUCUCGCGAAUUUUCGGGGUCAAGGAAGAUUACAUAGACCCGCUUCAGCGCCAGACUCGCGACGUCCUCUUCGAGAGACUUGGUCGGUGGCAUCACUUGCUUCCAGGGGUGUUUAUGGCUGAUUUUCAGCCACCACACAUGUUACUACUGGAUUGUAUAUCUGAACAAGAACGGCCGAAAGCUUCCUGGCCGGCACCCAAAACGCCAGAAAGUCCCCCGCGCAACUCACCUGAGUCCAAGUACAAUCCAUGGGAGGUGACUCUCUCGGCAGCGCGAAGUAUCGCCGCGCUCGUCCAAGUGCUGCGGCGAGAACAUGGUGUUAGUCGGGCGCAUCACUUCGCCAUGUACUCAAUCAACCUCGCCUUGUUUACUCUCCUCGAGCACCCGAGCUUCGAUAUUCUCGACCCCGACUUCUUGUCGCUGGUCAGUUCCUUCUCUGUCAUGGCCAGCCGAUCGCCCCUGGGCCGCAAUUUGUUCCAUCUCUUUCGCCAAUCUGUGCGGGCUAAGGGCCAGGGUGAGCGGAUUCGCAAUUCCGACCGCAUCCCCGAAGCCCUGAAAGAUCUGUUUGACGAGGACGCUUCAAACAAACUCCAGAAUCGGUUCGAUGGCUACGCGGAGGGGCUCGAAAAGCUUAAUCAAGACAGCAAGUACCACGGAAUUGGCCGUGAUGGAUGCACAAACCUCCAAGAUUAUCCUGGCCUCAACCUUGGCGAAUCCAAGCUGAAUGGCGAUCGGGGUAUUCCCAAGAUCCCUGGAAAUCCUCAUACCAAUGUGGCCCAGCUGGCUCUAUCAUCUUUUUAUACCGAUAUACCCCGUCUGACGCUGCCUCUGAUGAGUCGUCAUCGUGAACGGCGCUCGUCCACGCCCGAGUCGGUCCCAGGCCGCUCCGCUGCACCUGCACCGCUCUGGCCUGCAUUUCAGACUCCAGGGGUACCGAUGCUCCAGCGGGGAUUUCCAUAUCCUGGCUCCUAUUCUGGAUCCUUGGCGUUGACCUCUGACUCCCGCGUCGUCUCGUCAACUGCUUUCUCGCCAUCGUAUCAACCUCCGCCAGCUGCCUUCCCGUCGGGCGCUGUACCAUCCAGUUCGCCGCCUCCAAAUAAGAUCGCCAUCCCGCGAAUCGCAGCUCCUAGCAGGCCACUACAGCGACGGCGAGCAACCCGAGCCUGCGAACCCUGCCGAAAACGCAAGGUCAAAUGCGAUAGCAAGCAACCGUCUUGCGGGCCAUGCACGUAUGCAAGCAGACGUUGUGUUUAUGAGGAUGUCAAGCGAAUCCGCAACGAGAAGAAGAUCGACCAACUCACGAAACGCGUCGAGCGGUACGAAAAUUUGCUUCGCGAUCUGGAGGGAGAUGUCGAUUCUCCCACCGCGCACAGGAUUAGAAGAGCUAUCCGGUUCAAAGAUGAAGAUCCCUCUCCUGUGAAAGAAGAUAAGGACGCCGACACGGCCUCGUCAGUCGGGUCUCUAGAGGCCCUGGACGAGGUCGGAGAAGAUUUGAACCGAGAUGAGACCGCGCGCGCUGCUGGGUUCUUCGGCAAGAACUCGGAGGUUUCCUGGAUGCAAGGACUGAGCGGCGGUAUGCGUAUGCGGGAUCAUAGUACGGAGCAAACCGCUUCUCCCCGGUCAGGUCUCUCACCUGCGAGUUUGCCGGAUGCGCCUCCAGACGCCCAAUCUCGCUUGACAGGACAUCUCCCAAUAGCAGUGAUGAACUAUCAUCUAGACGACUUGGCCCUUCCGCUUCAGCGCAAAGAUGUGGACCAGCUGGCUAUGCCGCGCAAAGAAAUCGCUAGUGAAUAUUUCAAUGCAUACGUGGCGAAGGUCCAUCCGUUCUUCGAGAUUGUUCGGGAACAAACCUUCACUGCUCAGUACGAACAAUGCAUAAAUCAUGAUAUCGAACCGCCGCGGAAGUGGCUCGCGAUAUUGAAUAUGAUCUUCGCUAUCGGGUGCCGACAUUGUCGGCUCACGAACCCUACUCACACUGAUGCGUACGAUGAUGAUCUGCAGGUCCAGCUGGAGUUUUUGAUCGCCCUCUACUUGCUGUGUCUGGGGCAGCUCAACAGGGCUUCCAAGUUCUCAAAUAUGGCGUUACACUCAGCGAUGUCCCUCGGGAUAAACCUUCGCCUCAAAGAUGAUACGACCGACUCUUCCAAGGAAGCACGCUGUCGUCUUUGGUGGUCGAUAUACUCUUUGGAACACCUCAUCACUUCCAUGAACGGCCGCGCGUCUUGCAUCGGGGAACAAAUGUGUGCAGUCUCCCUUCCAGUCCCUGUCGAAGAAGAAGCAUUUGGCCAUCUUGGCGUACAAAGCGUUUUCCAAGACCAAGGCCUCCGCGAGGUUCUCCUCAGCGCAACGCUCUUUGAAAAGUCUUUUGAGAUACAAUCGACAGAGAAGCCAUGGGCUGCUACUAACUUCCAGCCCAACCCCUCGUUAUUCUUCUUUUAUAUGACCGAUCUUUCGCUCCUCACCCAAGCCGUCCUCAACAAAGUAUACAGUCUCGAGGGCGUCCGCAACGGAGCCUCUCAAACAGAGUACCGUUUCGAGGACUUCACCCUCCGAAUGGACCGCUGGAUCCACAAGCUCCCCGACAGCUACCAAUUCGUUCUCCCCGGAGGCGGCCCCUGGCGCAUCAACCCUGACCUGGACAACGAAUCGCUCCCCUACGCCCGCGAACGCGUCUGUCUAGCACUGAACUACUACUCCGCCCGCAUCACCCUCUGCAGACCCUGUCUCAGUCUUCACAGCCUACCCUCCGACUACUCCGACUCCCCCACCCACUCCCUUCGCACGACGCUCAGGGCAGAAAUGACAAACCACUGCCUGCAAGCCGCGUGCUCCCUGAUCUCCAUCCUCCCCGAAAAAAUCGACAUCACCUGGCUCGCCCGCAUCGCGCCCUGGUGGAGCGUCCUGCACUUCCUCAUGCAAGCCACCGUCGCCUUGCUCCUCACUCCGCAGCACGUCCCCAAUCCGGUCUUUCAGACCCUUCGGGAGCAGGAUCUGCAGACUGCUAUCGCGCAGACCCGGAAGGCGCUUGUCUGGAUCCAUGCCAUGGCAUCUGUAGAUCCCGCCGCGAAGCGCGGUUUCUUGCUGUGCGAUAGUCUUCUGCAGGGGGCCGCGCCGGCGCUGAAGAUCGAUCUGAAGGAUUGGCCGAGUGCAGCGUCCUUGGGCGUUAAGGGAGAUCGGGGUCUAAGUGUUCGGAUGGAGGGCUUGGAAGAGUGGAUAGAUUUCGAGGGCGGGGAUUCUUGA